AUGGCCCGGAAACUGAACUUUUCUUCUCCCGAAUUUGUGCGAAAUAUUUCAAUUCUUGCACAUGUAGACCACGGAAAGACUUCUCUGUCGGACUGCCUGUUGGCCACAAAUGGCUUCAUCACUGAGGCCUCUGCUGCCAAACUUCGCUUUUUGGACUCAAGACAAGAUGAACAAAAUCGCCAAAUUACAAUCAAAGCAAGUGUAGUUUCUUUGCUUUACCAAAGACGCCCACAGGGCCCCCUCAGAAGUCCCCAAACUUCCCAAAACCCCACAGCAGAUUCCCAACUCCCCCACGCUUCGGGGGCCCCUGGGGGGCCCCCUGGGGGGCCCCCUGGGGGGCCCCCAGGGGGGCCCUCAGGGGGGCCCCCAGGGGGGCCCCCGGGGGUGACCCCCGGGGGGCCCCCGGGAGUAACCCCCGGGGGGGCCCUCGGGGGGCCCUCGGGGGGGCCCCCAGGGGGGGGCCCACGGGGGGCCCCCGGGGGGGCCCCCAAGGAGCGCGGCAGGGGGGCCCCCACGAGCUCGCCGUAUAUGAUAAAUUUGAUAGACUGUCCUGGGCAUGUGGACUUUGCGUCGGAGGUUCACGCGGGCGUGCGGCUUUCGGACGGCUGUUUGCUGCUGGUGGAUUCUGUAGAAGGAAUUUAUCCUCAAACACUUUCUGCUUUGUCUUGUGCUUUGAAAGAAAACAUUUUGCCUCUUUUGAUCUUCACAAAAGUGGACAAACUGAUCAGCAAACUCCAGCUGUCGCCCAAGGAUGCCUACGCCAAAUUUCAAGACAUGCUGGAACAACUAAAUGCGCGUCUUCACCAGCAUAUUUGUGCAGAAGCUUUUCUUGCGGAAGGAGAGGCAGCAUUGCCCGUGGCAGCCUCGGGGGGCCGGCCGAGCAGCACAGCAGCAGCAGCAGCAGCAGCAGCAGCAAAGGUGCAGUUUCUGGGCCCCCUCGGGGACCCUUCAGGAGAAUUCGUUUAUUUCGAUGGAGACUCCGCAAAUAAACUCGAAUUCUCUCCCUCAAGAGGUAAUGUGUUGUUUGCGUCGGCUCUCCACGGCUGGUGCUUCUCCAUUCCAUCAUUCGUCAGCAAGACCCUUCUGUCUCAGCUGGGUCUGCCGGCUUCUUCUUUUUCGAAGCUCUGCAGCGCCUUGUGGGGCGACAAAUACAUUCGAAGACGCAAACCUAAGCAGCAAACAGCAAAUGAAGACGGGCCAGCUGCUGCUGCCCUCCCUGACAUCGAAGUCAGAUCCUCUCCCUUCACCUCUGGGCAGCAGCGCAUGGCGGAGCAGCUUUUGUUUGAGCCGAUUUGGAAACUUUACAAAGUUGCUGCUGGUGGAGCUUCAUCAGAAACGAAUUUCAAAGAGAAGACUCAGAGCAACCCAGAGGAGGACGACAGGCUGGCUCGUCUUUGCGGAAUGGCUCGGAAUCUGAGCUUAGAGGGAGUCGAAGAACUCGAAAAGGAACUUCGCCGCAUUUUGUCUGCAACGAGGCAGCAAAGAGCAGCUGAAAAAAGCAAAAUUAAAGAAGAAAUGGUCGGAGAUAUCGUGGCAGCCUUCAUGGCGCGGUGGCUGCCCAUAGGCGAAACCUUACUUGAAACAAUAGUUCUAAGAGUACCUAAUCCAGUGGCAGCGGCUUUUCAGCGCCUUCACCGCCUCUGCCCCUCUCUGGAUCUUUCCUGCAUGCAAAAGGCUUCUGGAAAGCCUCAUCAGGAGGUUUCUAGAGAAGAAAGUCUUCAGGGAAUUCCCCAGGGGGGUUCCCAGUGUACGACACGGGGAAGCCUCCCCGGGGGAACCCCCAAGGAAGACCUUUUGCUGGUUUAUGUGGCGAAGUUCUUGGCUGCGGACAUUUCAAGUUUACGACUAACGGGCGACACGCUACAGGGCCUCGAGGCAAUUACUGGUUUCGUUGGCCUUAGUCGGAUAUUUCUAGGCCGCCUAGAGUGCGGAAUGACUCUUUUCGUUUGUUCAGAAACACAAGACCCAAGGGGUGGUGUUCCCUCUCUGUCCUCCGCAGGGAGCUCUGGGGGAAACUCCUCGAGUGUUUCCGCGCAGCGCAAACUGAAUCAGCAGCAGUAUGUUGUAGAGGGAAUUUAUCUUCUAUUUGGCCAAGACCUCCGGCCCGUCAAGGAGGCCACAGCAGGCUCUGUAGUGGCGCUUUCUCUGGUGCCCGCGGGGGCCCCCAAAGAGGCAGCCUCGGGGGCCCCCCAGGGGGCCUUCAAAGAUGUUGUGAGGGAUGUGACCAGCUGGAUUCAGGGUUUGCGGGCAUCAGGAGGCUGCCUUAUGCAGACAGAAAACCCUUGUCGGUACACUGAUGAGUUGGAUAUACACCGCAGGGGUCCCCUAGCCAUGGAAGGAGCUCUCAGGUGCUCGACCCUUAGCAAUGACCCCUCUUGCCCUUCUCUUGUUUCCCCAUAUUCGAAGGCGUCGUCUGCAAUAGUGCGUGUUGCUGUUGAGUCGGAGAAUUUGGAGGACUCUCAGCAGUUUUUGUUGGGAGUGGCUCAGCUCUUUCUUGCAGACCCUUCUUUAGAAUUGUCAGUAUUGGACAGCGGAGAGUUGCUGCUGGGCUGCUGCGGCGAAGUCCACUUAGAAACGUCUUUGAAAGACUUAGAGGUGCUGUACGCCCGAGUGCCUAUAAGAGUUUCCCCUCCAAUGACAGCAAUAAGAGAAACUUUGGCAUUUCCAUCAGAAGCAGAGGGAGCUGACUCAGGGGCUCUUUCUUUAUCUUUUUCGCGCCGCGUACCUUUCCCGCCAUGGGUGCCUGUUUGGCGAGACGGGGGGGAUAGUGCAGCAGCAGCAGCAGCAGCAACAACAGCAUUGGCAGCGGAUGCAGCAGAAGCCGCAGAAGCAGCAGAUGCAUCUGCAGCAGGUGCUGCUGUGGCAGCAGAAGACAAAUUUGCUGCCUGGCUAAAAGCCCACCGCAGCAGCAAUUCCGUCUGCAUAGGAGGUACCCCGGACAGCCCCAUCACAAUUGUCUUGAAGGCGCAGCGCAUGCCAGAUAGGGUGACAGACUGGCUGACAGACAACACAACCGACAUUUUGCGAGUUUUGAAAAGUCGGAUUCCUUCAGCGCGUUUCCUUCGGGCUCAGGAUUCCCAAGAGAACCUGCAGGGGGCCCCAGAAGCCAGCGUGGCUGCUUUGGAGUCAUGUGCUGUUGAAAUUGAGGCGCAGUUAAACAGAAUCUGGACUGAAGAAGAUCAAGAGGAAAGGACUGCGGCCAAAGGGAGGGCUGGGGGGCCCCUUGAGGGGACCCCUGGUAGGCUGUGGGGCCUGACUUUAAGCGGGGGGGCCACCACGGCGCUUUUCUCAGCUAGUAAUAUGAGUGUUUUAUUCAAAGAAACAUCUCCAAUUGAUGGAGAUCAAGAGGUUUCAGCUGGAGGUCCUCAGAAGUGGCAGCAAGAGGCCCCGGCGGUGCAGCAGGGCGGCGAGGGGGUCCCACUGGGAUGGAUUUCCGCAGAGUGCGAGGGCGCUAUGACUCUUGGUGCUGCAAGAAACAUUUCAGGUUCUUUGUCUGCACAACUCAGUCGUUUGCUGCCGGCGGUCCUCUCUGGUUUUCAGUUGGGCUCACUUGCAGGGCCCCUUGCGGAAGAACCCAUUAGGGGUGUAGCCUUCACAGUUGAGGCCCUCGCAUUCGGGGAGGGCUUUUUGGGGGCCUCGCGGCGGGGUCCCCAGAACGCGCCUGCUGCUUCAGCAGCAGGAACAGCAGACCCAGCAGCAGCAGCUGCUGCUGCAUCUGUUGCAGCGGCAGCAGCGGCAGCUGACGAAGCCGCGAGUGUUUGUUCACGGGAGUCGAAAUUGACCGGCAAACAAACAACAACUGGUCCUUUGUCUGUCCAUUCUUAUGUCGGCUCAGGACAGGUGAGACUGAGGUCUAAGGCAUCAGGCCACGCCUCUCUACAGUUGCAGUUUUCCCACUGGGAAGUACUUCAAGAGGAGCCUUUCCCGGAGGCCUGCAUGACUGAGCAGGAACUCGAAGACGAAGGGGAAGCGGCUUUGUCUUCUUUGGCAACCCAGAUUCAUGCAAGAGCUAUCAUCAAUUCCAUCAGGAAAAGCAAAGGUCUUCCCACUGAAGAAAAGGUGGUCAAUGAUGCUGAAAAGCAGAGGACUCUAUCUCGAAAAAAAUGA
This is a messenger RNA of Eimeria necatrix, 4107 nucleotides long. Its product is annotated as elongation factor Tu GTP-binding domain-containing protein, putative. The coding region runs from base 1 to 4107 and encodes 1368 amino acids. Gene Ontology annotation, biological process: cytosolic ribosome assembly. The record is from RefSeq and is a predicted model, not a curated record. The transcript is spliced from 16 exons. NCBI's taxonomy places the organism in Eukaryota, Apicomplexa, Conoidasida, Eucoccidiorida, Eimeriidae. Gene Ontology annotation, molecular function: GTPase activity; GTP binding; ribosome binding. Gene Ontology annotation, cellular component: cytosol; ribonucleoprotein complex.